This is a messenger RNA of Pseudomyrmex gracilis, 1890 nucleotides long. Its product is annotated as cytochrome P450 4C1-like. The record is from RefSeq and is a predicted model, not a curated record. The transcript is spliced from 10 exons. NCBI's taxonomy places the organism in Eukaryota, Metazoa, Arthropoda, Insecta, Hymenoptera, Formicidae. Bases 1 to 1395 code for a protein of 464 amino acids. Gene Ontology annotation, molecular function: heme binding; oxidoreductase activity, acting on paired donors, with incorporation or reduction of molecular oxygen; monooxygenase activity.
AUGACCAAAUAUUUUUUCGCUAAGCGCACAAAAUGGUACUUAUCACUUCUACAUAGAUUUAAGGAUGGUAUUUGCAUAUUUUGGGUAGGACACAUUCCAACACUUUGUCUGUAUGAUCCAAAUCUAAUACAAAUUGUUCUUUCAAAUAAUGUACAUAUUGAAAAACCAGAUGAAGUGUUGCUUCUAAGAGAAUGGUUAGGCAAUGGACUUCUUACUUCAACAGGUAAACAAUGGCACAGAGAUAGGAAACUUCUUACACCUACGUUUCAUUUCAGUAUACUCAAACAGUUUGCCGUAAUUAUGUCCGAUAAAGCGAAAAAUUUAAUAAAACAUAUUGAGAAAAUAUUAGAAGAAAAUCCAGGAAAAGCUAUCAAUAUUCAGCCUUCUAUAGAUAAGGCUGCCAUUAAUAUUAUACUUGAAACUGCGAUGGGUGUAAACGCAUAUGAUAUAAAAAGUUUAUUUGAUUAUAAGAUGGCGGGAUAUAGAUAUAAUCGUCUGUAUACUCAUCGUGUAAAUAGCUGGUAUUACAGACUGUUAAAACCGAUACAUAAUUUACUUCCUAUAACAAAGCAGAUUCGAGAAAAUGUUACUUGUUUGCAUAACGUUACAGACGAGGUAAUACGAAAGAAAAAACUUAUUCGUAAAACCGAAGGUGAACUAAUUGAUUAUGAUAUACAAAACAAGCCGAGAAAUAAAGCCUUUCUAGAUCUUCUAUUAGACCUAAAAAACAAUGACGCCACUUUAUUGAAUGAUGAAGAUAUAAGAGCACAUGUCGAUACAUUCAUGGCCGCAGGUAAUGAUACGACGAGAAUAUCGAUAUGUUGGGCGCUCUUUUGUAUCGGCAACUAUCUGAAUUAUCAAGAAAAGAUUCACGAAGAACUAGAAGAAGUGUUUAAAGAUUCACAGAAACCAGCGACCGUACAAGAGAUCUCGCAAUUAAAAUAUCUCGACAGAGUUAUAAAGGAGUCGCGCAGAUUAUAUCCAGCUAUACCUGCUAUAAAGAGAACUCUAUCAGAAGAUACAAAACUAGGUGAUUAUAUAAUUCCAGCCAAUACUCGAGUUAUUAUUUCAAUGUUACUGGUGCAUCGAAAUCCAGCUAUUUGGCCGAAUCCGUUAAAGUUCGAUCCUGAUCGAUUUUUACCGGAAAAUAUCAAACAUACGAAUCCGUAUGCCUACAUACCAUUCAGCGCGGGACCAAGAAACUGCAUCGGUCAAAAAUUUGCUAUGCUCGAAGAAAAAAUUAUAUUGACAGCUAUACUCAGACAAUGGAGAGUAACAUGUACCGAAACUCCAGCAGACAAAAUUGCAUUGGAAAAUAUUAUUUUGGAACCGUAUCAAGGAGUUUCUCUUCAUCUCGUGCCAAAAAAGCGGAACAAAGAAGCGAGUGGCAAGUGACACAGUUUCUUGCGAUCAGCUAAUUUUUACAAUUAAAAAUUAUACACGCAUGGAGAGUCCGGACAAUCGCUUAUCGCGCGCUCGUUUUGGAUCAGAUGUAUUACUUAAUCACUCAAUAACUAUUGUGAAUUUUGCAAAAUAAAAUAUACGACUUUUCGAUUAAUCCAAUUUACCUUCAAACUUCGACCGUGUCAAAAUUUUUCAGACACCCUGUGUAUGUUAAUUUUGAGCGACUAUAUGGGACUGCCAAAUGUAACAUGCUAUCAUAGUUCAAGUUUUACCGUUCAUUUUUGCUUCAAUUAAGAUUCACUUUACUUUCAAUGCAGCUUUUAAUUAAAAAAAAUGUUACUGUGAACCGAUGUAGUAUAAAUUUCGAAAAGAAAGAUACGCCAACGUAUAUAAACGAUACAUUUUCGAUCUUGUAUACUAGUAGAUCGCAACAAUAUUUCUUUUAAGAUUUAUAUUUUUAUGCAUUGAAUAGUACUGUACAAAAAA